AUUUUCUACAGCGUAGUUUAUUUUAUUUUUUUUUCGCUGGUACAAUAAUUUUUAUUUUUUGUCCAGGUAUUUUGAUAUUGAAGAAGAAUAUGCUGAAAUUAUUCGCAACUUUAACAAUAUUGAGUGCUGGAAAUUUUGAUAUUUCUGAUGCUGUUGAACCAGCCAAGACUUUUGAUGGAAUUGUGACUCAUUUAAUAGUCAGUCCAGAAACUGGACUCUAUUAUGUAGAUCGAUUGGAGGGAAGCAAUAAUAUAACAGUUAGGCGCAAAGUUAAUAUACUUAAUGCAUCGCCAGCUUACUUGUAUUAUAAUAACCCCGAAAAUGAACCUAAAAAUACAUUCAUUCGAAAAAUAGUAGUGAUUUGUGAUUGGUUAACGGCCGUAUCCCGAAGAUCAGAAGUUAAUCUAGUAAACGACAUAAUAAAGCACUUGGAUACCGCAGCUCAAAAAUUGGAUGAAAUUAAAGAUCCUAAAAUAAUUUUACAUCUCACUGGAAUUAUUAUUCCAAGGACUAACGAUAUUUUGAACGUACCAGAAAUAGAAGUAGCAAGAGAAUUAUUUCUCGUUCAUAACACGGUUCGUACAAUUUCGUUUUCUUAUAUUAAUCCUGGACCGGCAUUGGAGUAUCUUACCAACUGGUUGGAUAUUAACAAAAAUUCUUUUCAAGGUCUUUCUUAUGACUUUCUUUGGUUUCAACCAUCAACAAACCUCAAAGGUGGCCCCGACGGCAAAGAAACUGACGCUGCCUAUUUUACAAAAGUGGAUUGCAGCAGUGGCGGCUCCUCUUCUUUAGGCGCAAUUGUGAAUACAUUAUCUCAAAACAGUAUUUUUCAAGUUGUCCAGAUGAUAGCUCAAUCUUUUGGGAUUAGAGACGACAAAGAGUUAGGCUGCAAAGGCAUAAUGGAACUGGGAAUCCCAAAACUUGAAGAUAUGUCAUUUGAAUGGUCUAAUUGUUCGAAAUCAGAAUUCCAGCGAGUACUUACCGAUUCUAAUUAUUCUUGUUACAAACUAUCAUCUACAAUCUCGGAUGACCCUGAUCCAUCACCAGCAAGGGUCUUAUUAUUAAGCCCAGCGACCCAAAUUCAUUACGCUUUUUAUACAAGCGACCAUCAAUUGAGAAUUGAACGCUCUGGAAAUAUUUUUCAAGGUUCAGAAUCUUGGAAUUAUUAUAGAAACCCGAAGACUAAUCGCAGCAAUACUUAUGUUCAAAAUGUUUUACUGAUUCUUGAUUAUAAUUUGACAGACUUAUACAAUGACAAAUACGAAUUGGCAAUUCCAGUUCUUCAGGCUUUAGAAAAAGCAGCUGUUAGAUUAAAUGAGAUAGAAAGGCCAAAAAUUUUAUUAAGUGUUAAAGGAAUUAUUGUGCCUGAACAUUCAGAUGUCUUUGGGUUACCAGAAUUGAAACAAUCUCGCUUCUGGGGAACUCCCUGUCGUCCUGGACUCGGAACGUUAGAAAAGUUAAAUCAAUGGAUGAAAGAUAAUGAAAAAUCAUUUAGAACUACUCCCUAUGAUUUAUAUUUGUUCGCUUCAAGUCGACCUCCGUGCAACGAAAGCAACUUUAACAAAAUUGAUAAUAGUUUGACUGUUACAUAUGGCUGUAAUGCUUUAAAUUACAAAUCCGGUGGAAUGUUUCACUAUGGCGAAUUUUACAGUAAUUUAUACGCAGCACAAGUUGUUGCUAAAACGUUCGGAGUUGAAGUGGACGAACAAGCCGGAUGUGGAUCAGAAAACAUAAUGUUCUCUCAAGAUCGUAAUUUAGAUUAUGGAUCUAAUUUCAUUUUCCGAUCUUGGUCUGAAUGUUCACAAAAAGCAUUCCAGAAAGUGUCUGAGAACCAUAUAUAUCGAUGUUUUAAAAUGCCGUAAAGCAUUCUUUCUCUUUAGUAGAAAAAUUGGUAAGAAAUUGAAGUUUUAUCAAUUAUUUCUGCAUGGUAGUAAAUAAAUAAAAAAAAAAUAUUAUUGUAAUGUACAACUUUAUUAACAGUCUAUUUAAAAAUUAAUUACUUAAAUUAGGCACAAUUUAUCUGAUUCUU
This is a messenger RNA of Cotesia glomerata, 2029 nucleotides long. RefSeq lists its product as uncharacterized. Bases 90 to 1862 code for a protein of 590 amino acids. Lineage: Eukaryota; Metazoa; Arthropoda; Insecta; Hymenoptera; Braconidae. The record is from RefSeq and is a predicted model, not a curated record. Gene Ontology annotation, molecular function: metallopeptidase activity. The transcript has 13 exons.